Messenger RNA from Dama dama (fallow deer), 5994 nucleotides. It is a transcript of the gene OSBPL10, whose product is annotated as oxysterol binding protein like 10. The transcript has 12 exons. NCBI's taxonomy places the organism in Eukaryota, Metazoa, Chordata, Mammalia, Artiodactyla, Cervidae. Bases 2810 to 4702 code for a protein of 630 amino acids. Gene Ontology annotation, cellular component: membrane; cytosol; intracellular membrane-bounded organelle. Gene Ontology annotation, molecular function: cholesterol binding. The record is from RefSeq and is a predicted model, not a curated record.
AAUGGAAAGAAUGCAAAAAAGAAUAUGUAUAUAUAUGUAAAACUGAAUCAACUGAAACUAACACAGCAUUGUAAAUCAACUAUGGUGGUUUAGUUGCCAAGUCUUGUCCGACUCUUGCAAUCCCAUGGACUAUAGCCCGCCAGGUUUCUCUGUCCAUGGGAUUUUCCAGGCAAGAAUACUGGAGUGGGUUGCCAUUUCCUUCGCCAAUGGAUCUUCCCAACCCAGGGAUCGAACCCAGGUCUCCUGCACUGCAGGCAGAUUCUUUACCGACUGAGCUACCAGGGAAGCCCCCCCAAAAAACAAUAAUAACAAAAAGCCCAGUCCCAUGGGCGAGAGGCUCAAGCCUGGUGAAGAGGCAGCGCAGAGUGGGGACAUGUAUGUGCCUGUCUUGGUGGUGGUCCCGCUUCUUCUUGCAGCACAUCUGUUUCAUCCCCCUCCUGCUACUAACUUACCUCCUUGACCACGUCUGAUCCAACACAGCUGGCCUGCUCUCGGUGCAUCCCGGCUGCUACGGUCUGAUAUCUGUGUCCCCUCAAAUGCCUACGCUGAAAUCCCAAUGCCCAGUGUGAUGCUAUGAGGAGGUGGUGGGGCCCUUGGGGGGGCGCUUAGUUGAUGAGCGUGGGGUCGGUGCUCUUGUAAAAGAGACCCCACAGAGCUCCCCAGCCCCCUCUGCCACGUGAGGACACAAUGAGAAGACAACGAGAAGUUCUCAGCAGAACCUGACUGUGCUGGCUCUUUGAUCUUGGACUUCCAGACUCCACAACUCUUAGAGAUACAUUUCCGUCGUUUCUAAGCUCCCAGUCUGUAGUAUUCUGUUCCAGCAGCCUGCACAGACUAGGCCACAGGCCUGGACUACUCCUUUCAGCAGUAGCUCCUCUCUGCUGCAACUGGACUGUCUCAAGGGUCUCCAUUUUUUAGUCCAAAGUGAAACUUGGCUGCAAUGGCUCAUCCAGUCACAGGUGGGCUGGAUAGGAUGAAAUGGUGGUGGCUGAGGUUCAAUGAUAUGAAAUAAGAUGAUGGCACCUCCCUGCCUGUAGCUGGACCCUCAGGUGGCAGGCCCCCAUGAGGGGUGCUGUUUGGGGAUGUAAUGAUGGACACAUUGUUCAGCAUGUGCCCACUUCCCUGUCCUCGCAUCAAUGAAGGGCUUCACACACACUCACACACAGACCAGCUGGCUCAGGCAAUGUUAUGCUGUGGUAACAAAAUGGUUCCUGAAAUCUCAACAGCUGACAGCAAAGAUUUUGUGCAUGUGGGCAGUCAAAGCUAACUGGCUUCACCUCUGUCACACAUUUCCUUAAUCCAGGACCCAAUCUGAAGGACAGCCUUGAACUGAGACAUGCUGCUCCCCUAGCAGGAGGGGGAGAAAGAUGGUGGAACCACAUGAUGGCUCUUAGACUUAUGUUUGGAUGUAGCAUCUAUUACAUCUGUUCACAGUCCACUGGCCAAAAGAAUUCCGUGGCCAAGCCUGAGGUUCAUGUGGAGGGAACAUAUUCCUCCUGUGGGAAGAGAUGGUACUUUGAACCAAAUAAACAUUCUCAUCCCAGCCACUAGUAACAUUAGUUCCAUUUUGCAGGUGAGAAGACUAAGGCUUAAAGAGGUCACUUAAUCAAGGUCAUAGAUUUGAAUGCAGCCCUGUCUGGCUUCAAAGUUCCGUCCUUUCUACCAUGCAGUCUCUAGGGGGCAGAAGGGGAUGGGGAGGGUUAUUUCUUUUUAUACUGUGUGGGCAGUUGGGAUUGUAAUUUAUUUGGGGCAUAACCAUGUCUCAUCAGCCCCAGAAGGUUCUCCAUGAAAAUUUCUAAAACUGAACCACCUCUGAAAGCUUCCUGGAAGGAUAGGGAGCUAGAAAAGAGUCACACUUGGAGAACUGGCCCCAUGGGAGCUGACUCUAUUCCAUUUAGUAAUUUUUUAACUGUUGAAUUAUUUACCUGUGUUAUGAGUUUGUAGAUAAGGGACCACCUAUCAAUCUUUUUGUUUUCGUGUGUGUGUGUGUGUGUGUGUGUGUGUGUGUGUUGGGGGUGGGUAAGAUCCUCAAAGCUCUUUUCUAGGUAAUUUUUAGAAACUUCCAGAUUGCAUUGGAUAUUUAUAUGCACAAAAAUGAUGAGUGCAGUGGAGAGUGUAACCCAUCUAAUUUUGCAGAAGAGCACCAACUCAACUUUAGAUUUAGAACCCCAGCUGCAGCAAUGUGUGCCUUCACUGGGGGCGGGGGAAGAAGUGGCAGUCAAUACACAGAAUACUUUGCUCUGUAGGUAUCUGUGAUCUCUCCUGCUUUCAGCGCCGUCUUACGCAUUUCGGAGCCUCUGGUUCCCAAGUGCGUCCGCUGUCUUGAUAACACCAGGUAUGUUUACGCGUGUCCAUCAGUGUGGGGGUUAGGGUGAGGUCAGAGCUGCGUCCAGGACGCUCAGUUGAAGGAGGCGCUUGCAGGAAUCCGAGUACUCUUGCCCCACUCAAGUCCCGGCCCUGGUGUCCACUGUGCAUUCGUCACAAACUCCAAUGGGUGAAAACGCCCCGGGCGAGUUUACCUGCCCUUUUCUCCCCUCCCCUCCCAGACGCGCAGGAGAGCCCGGAGGACCUCCCAGCCCUGCUCCUCGGCUCGGCCAGCGAGGUCGAUGUCCAGGUGGCCGUGUACGUGUGUCCGGCCCAGGCUCGGUGCGGAAGACUGCGAGGAGUCGCCUGUGACCGGUACUUUGUGCUGGAUUUCGAGGCUGGCAUCCUGCAGUAUUUUGUGAACGAGCAGAGCAAGCACCAGAAGCCUCGAGGGGCCCUGUCUCUUUCUGGCGCCAUCGUGUCCCUGAGCGACGAAGCGCCCCACAUGCUGGUCGUGUACGCUGCCAACGGGGAGAUGUACAAACUGAGAGCUGCUGAUGCAAAAGAGAAACAGUUCUGGGUGACUCAGCUUCGAGCUUGUGCCAAAUACCACAUGGAGACGAACUCGAAGACGACUCCAAGCUCCCGAAGCCGAAGUCUCACUUUGCUCCCCCAUGGAACAUCCAAUUCUGCGUCUCCCUGUAGCCAGAGACACCUCAGCGCGGGGGCCCCUGGCGUCGUCACAAUCACGCAUCACAAGUCGCCUGCCGCCGCCCGAAGAGCCAAGAGUCAGUAUUCCGGCCAGCUUCACGAAGUCAGAGAGAUGAUGACCCAGGUGGAGGGACAGCAGAAGAACCUGGUGCACGCCAUCGAGUCUCUCCCGGGGUCUGGUCCCCUCACUGCCUUGGACCAGGACUUACUGCUCCUGAAAGCUACCUCUGCGGCCACCCUCAGCUGCCUCGGGGAGUGCCUGAGCCUGCUCCAGCAGAGUCUGCACCACGCCGGCCAGCCCAGCCACAGGCCGGGGGCCUCGGAAAGCAUCCUGGGAUGGCACGGGCCCAAGUCACACUCCACGGAGCAGCUGAAAAAUGGGACACUUGGCUCCUUGCCAUCAGCCAGCGCCAGCAUCACCUGGGCCAUUUUACCCAACUCCACGGAGGAUGAGCAAAUCUUCCCGCCAGAGCCAGAGCCAGAGCCAGAGCCAAAUUCAGGCCCUGAAUUGGUUUUGUCCGAAGAUGAGAAAAGCGACACUGAAGAUCAGGAAGAGACAGAGCUGGGCGUCAUGGAGGACCAGCGCAGCGUGAUCCUUCACCUCAUUUCUCAGCUCAAACUUGGGAUGGAUCUGACCAAGGUGGUGCUCCCCACGUUCAUUCUGGAGAAGCGGUCCUUGCUGGAGAUGUACGCCGACUUCCUGGCGCACCCCGACCUGCUGCUGGCCGUCACCGCGGGGGCCACGCCCCAGGACCGGGUCAUCGGCUUCGUGGAGUAUUACCUCACCGCCUUCCACGAGGGCCGCAAGGGCGCCCUGGCCAAGAAGCCCUACAACCCCAUCAUUGGUGAGACGUUCCACUGCUCCUGGGAGGUUCCCAAGGACAAGGUCAAGGCCAGGAGGACUGCCCCCCCCGCCCCCGUGGGCCACGAGCACCCGAUGGCCGACGACUCUUCCAAGAACUACAAGCUGCGGUUUGUGGCCGAGCAGGUGUCUCACCACCCGCCCAUCUCCUGCUUCUACUGUGAGUGCAAGGAGAAGAGACUGUGUGUCAACACUCACGUGUGGACCAAAAGCAAGUUCAUGGGCAUGUCCGUGGGGGUCUCGAUGAUCGGGGAAGGUGUGCUGCGGCUCCUGGAACACGGGGAGGAGUAUGUGUUCACCCUGCCCAGCGCCUACGCCCGGUCCAUCCUCACCAUCCCGUGGGUGGAGCUCGGAGGCAAAGUCAGCAUCACCUGCGCCAAGACUGGCUACUCGGCCACCGUCACCUUCCACACGAAGCCUUUCUACGGGGGCAAGGUCCACAGGGUCACAGCAGAAGUGAAGCACAAUCCCACCAACACCAUCGUGUGCAAAGCCCACGGGGAGUGGAACGGGACCCUGGAGUUCACCUACAACAACGGGGAGACCAAGGUCAUCGACACGACCACACUGCCCGUGUACCCCAAGAAGAUCCGCCCCCUGGAGAAGCAGGGCCCCAUGGAGUCCAGGAACCUCUGGCGGGAGGUGACCCAGUGCCUGCGCCUAGGGGACAUGGAGGCGGCCACCGAGCAGAAGCGGCGGCUGGAGGAGAAGCAGCGGGCGGAGGAGCGGAAGCGGGAGAACCUCCACGCGCCCUGGCGGCCCAAGUACUUCAUCCAGGAGGGUGACGGCUGGGUGUACUUCAACCCCCUGUGGAAGGCACACUGAUGGUUGGAGAGGCAGAGCUUUCAGAAAUAGCCCUGAUUUUUUAGGAAUUAAAGUGGUACGGUAUGAAGGUUCUGCGGGUCUUCCCUGAGACCACCUGAGAACACUCAAGACGCGGUACCUGAGAGAGAGAUUCUGUUGUGAACGAUGCGCCCCCAGACUCUGCCGUGGGAUUGAGCUUAUUGAAGAGCCAUGUGGGCUUGCGUGUGCACAUGUGUCUGUGUGCAGAGCUCCCCGCACACCGUCUGUUCACACGCAUGCGCUCCGUCUGCUGGGUAUCACUACACACGGAAGCACCGCACUUACCAACAGCGAUGUGGGUGAUUAUGAGCUCCUUUUAAUCAAUGAGGUUUCAAGUUUUCUAGUUUUCACUUUUGCCAAAAAAUGUUUUGCACUCACAAAGUAUUCUCCAGUCGACAAGUCCUGUCCAGACGAAGGUGAACGGGUGUGGCCGGACUGCCAUCCGUCUGGUGGAAGGUGGCUGCCACUUCACAUGAUGGCUGUGAUUCCCACUGUGCCCCCAACUUCGUUGUUUGUUUGUCCAUGCUCAAGACAGAUCAUCUGCAUCUCCUGCGGGAUGGGGAGUUGGUAGGAAGCUGUUAAAGGUGUAGGCUGGAGCCUUCCCGGAUGGAGUGCCCCCUGGGAGAGCCCACAGCCAGGCCUGCCUUGGGAUGGUCCUCCCAUUUCCUUGCCCCAGAAGCUCUCUGAUGAUUUCUUAUGCUCAAAGCGCUAGUCAUAGUUUUCAGAAGCUGCUGCUUUCAUGGUAGAAAACAAGUCCUGUGGAGACUUCACUACUUUUAUCUUUGGAAAAAGGGCUUUAGAAGUGAGAUAUACGCAUGCACAUACAAACAUGCACUACCACAGCCUUGUAUUUCGUUUGGGGAAAGAGAAGAGAAUACCCAGUGAAUUGUUUGUUUGUUUGUUUUAAGCACAUCUCCCUCUCUUGUUUGACCCAAACUCUGCAAGGAAACCACUGUGAUUAAAACAUCCAUACAGCCUGCCUAAGUGUUCCAUGGUUUCAGUUCAGUUCCAGUCUUCAGCCUUUACAAAUGAGGUCAAGACAUGACCAGAAUAUAAAGCAAGGAGAAAAUGAAGUAUUUGAUCUUUGCUCAAUGCUUAAUUUAUUUUUUACUGUGCCACUCUGAGAAUAUUUAUACAAUCCAGUAGCAUGAAUGCUUCUCUGUAGUAAUACGAAUUCUGUGCCUUUCGUCUGCUUUCUUAAGACCAAUUGUUCACACUUUGUAGACAUUAGACAAAUAUAUUUCGAUUAAAUACUCUACUUAUCUGCGUGUCUG